Mixia osmundae IAM 14324 is the source of this 1944-nucleotide messenger RNA. RefSeq lists its product as uncharacterized. Lineage: Eukaryota; Fungi; Basidiomycota; Mixiomycetes; Mixiales; Mixiaceae. The record is from RefSeq and is a predicted model, not a curated record. Gene Ontology annotation, cellular component: mitochondrial outer membrane. Gene Ontology annotation, biological process: cyclic threonylcarbamoyladenosine biosynthetic process. The transcript is spliced from 7 exons. Bases 458 to 1918 code for a protein of 486 amino acids. Gene Ontology annotation, molecular function: tRNA threonylcarbamoyladenosine dehydratase activity; ubiquitin-like modifier activating enzyme activity.
GCCAGUCUCGCCAAUCUCAAGCUGUCCCCUCCUCCGACCAUCAUCGAAGUAGAUCUGAGACGUACGUUUGCAGCAGGCCAUUUCUUUGUCCGAGCGGUGACGAAUAUGCCAUGCUACAGCGGACAGCGCCAAUCUCAAAUCGCUGCUCGGCCGGUUGACUUUGCACAACACGUUCCCCAACAUCAUUAUAGGCUCCCGCUCCAUCGGCGGCUCUGACGACUUGCAAGCUCUCCUGAGCAGCGGACAGGCAAGUGCAUCAUCGCUUUCAUUGCAUGUCUGAUUCGUCACCGCUGCAGUUUCAGUCCUUGGUCGCAGAAGUGAACGUCUCGAUGGAAUGAUGUACACGCAUAUGUAUGGGCUGUAUAGACCACUGUCGCUCUGGCGUGCCCGUAAACUUUAAUUCCAACAAGGGGCGACGUCAAAAAGUUGAAUGUCAACCGCCAUUGCGCGUGUAUAGAUGACAUGGGGCGACCGUCUUGCCGCCCUCUUGACAUCCUCAGCCGGCAAGGCUAUCAUCCUAGCCAGCUUCGCGUCACUCGGAACUGCGACCUUGAUCCUGGGUACGCAAGAUGUCCGUCGGAGAGCCUAUCGCCGCACACUGCGACAAGAAGUCGAGGAGGAAGUCAGAGAACAGCCGCUCGACACUCUGGAUCUCCUGAUCGAUAGCAAGCAAGUCAGCGGACGUACUACGCCCGCGAGAAGAGCUACACCGCUGCAACAAGAAGAUGAGAAUGACACGGCGCGAGAGAUGGAUCAAGCCAUUAUUGAUGAGCACCUCGCUCGCAACUAUGCUUUCAUGGGGAAGGAGGGCGUCCAGCGUGUCAGAGACGCUUUCGUCAUCGUCGUUGGCUUGGGCGGUGUAGGUAGUGCAGCUGCGCUCAUGCUCGCACGGAGCGGCGUCGGUCGGAUACGACUUAUCGACUUUGACCAAUGUACCCUCAGCUCACUCAACAGACAUGCAACCGCAACGCUCGCGGACGUUGGGUUACCCAAAGUUAAAGCUUGUCAGAGAGCCUUUCGCGCCAUCGCUCCCUGGGUCCGUAUCGAUGCACGGGUAGAGCUCUUCCGCAUGCAAGACGCGGAUAUACUGCUAGCCGGUGACCCCGAUUGGGUCAUCGAUGCAAUUGACAACGUCGAGACAAAGAUCGAUCUCCUGACUUAUUGCCAUCAUAAGGGCAUAAAGGUCUUCGCAUCCAUGGGCGCGGCAUCUAAAGCCGAUCCUUCACGAGUCCAGAUAGCAGACAUCUCCGCCACAGACGAAGACCCCCUAGCGCGAGCUGUCAGGAAGAAAUUACGCACUCGCGGCAUUUCACAAGGUAUACCCGUCGUCUAUUCUACAGAGCGGCCCAAUCCUGACACAGCUCUCGUACCGCUCGACGAGGAAGUCUACCAAGCCGGCAAGGUGACAGAGUUAUCUGCGCUGGAAGCAUUUCGCGUUCGCAUACUGCCUGUGCUUGGUCCUAUACCCGCUAUGUUUGGACAAGCGAUUGCUGCGCACGUCCUGACAUCGCUCGCCGGUAUGACUACGGCCCCGCUGGCCACUAGACUACGUCCCAAGGCAUACCAGAAGCUUUCGAAGGAGAUGUAUGCUACUGACGAGCGUCUCUUUGGCUCAAGCCCCCGAAUGAUGAGCGACGAGGACGUCGCUUAUAUGUACGAAGAGGUGUUCAACGGUCGAUCAGCAAUCGCGCCACUUCAUCUCAUCCCACAGCGACCGCUCUGUCUCCGCUGGCAUGCAGACGCACCGUUAUCACGCAGCAACUUUGCGGUUUUCGAGGCGAGCGAAGCACAGACGCAUAUGUCGCGCGUCUUGCAGGGCGGAGAGACGCCGGAGCAAGUCUGGGGCAAGCAGACUGCAGACAUGAUUCAAGCGCGAUUCAGCAAUGACGAACGCUUGCGCAGGUGGCUCGAAGUGUAGCAAUGCAAAUGUCCGGUACAAAUGAG